GUUUCUAGUUAACCAGACCAUUUCAUUUUUAUAAUCUCACAUUUCUGACUGUUAAAAAGGAGGGAGUAAUAAAAAAUUGAAUGUAACAUAACAUUAAACCACUUUCUUCUCCUUUUAUAAACCAUCACAAGUCUCAUGCAUAUGAUAGAAUCUCUCAAUGUCCUCUCAUCUCUCAGUACUCACAAAACAUCAAAAAUUUAACAUGGUCUCUCUUGAACCUGAACCUGUUCAAGGUAAUAACCUUAGAUCUAGUGAUGCACCUACUAGCCCUAGAAUAUCUUUCUCAGCAGAGUUUCUAGAUGAAAACAACUUCAUCUCUAUUAGUCCAAACCCUCUUUACAGAACAGAAAGAGAUCAAGAGAAGGAACAACAUGAAAAAACAAAGAACACAGAUCAGUUUGAGUUUCUUUCAAACAUCAACAUAAGUGACAAAAACACAGUUUUAUCAGCUGAUGAACUUUUCUUUGAAGGAAAAAUCCUUCCCUUUUGGCAGAUGCAACAUCUAGAGAAACUCAACAAGAUCAACCUCAAAGAAGAAGAAGAGGAGGAAGUGAUUGAGGUGGUAGUGGACAACAAAGAAGAUAAUAAUAAUAGUAGAGUAAAUUGGUUUGUGGAUGAUGAUCCAUCACCAAGGCCACCAAAGUGCACUGUUUUAUGGAAAGAGUUACUAAGGUUGAAGAAACAAAGAGCUUCUUCUUUAUCACCAUCUUCUUCUUCAUCAUCUUCUUCUUCGAAUGGGAGUUCGCUCGGUGAUGUAGCUGCUAAAGAAGGUUCUAAAAACAAAGAGAAUCAGCAUGUGAAGAGGAUAAAGAAAGGGUUGGAGAGAACAAGAUCAGCUACUAUUAGAAUUAGACCAAUGAUUAAUGUGCCAAUUUGUACACAGAUGAAAAACAGUGCUUUGCCUCCACUAUUUCCACUCAAGAAGGGCAAAAUAUUAGAGAGGUAAAUUUCAAACAAAGUUCAAAGAUUAUGCAGUUCAAGUUUGAUCCUCAGGGUUUUGAAAUAAGGUUGUUUAUUUUGUUAAUUUGUUUUAUUUGUUUUUAAUUAUUUCAACAAACUAUGUUAAUGUUGGAUUUGUAGAAUAGGUGUUAAUUUUGUACCAAAAAAAAAGAGAAUAGGUGUUAAUUUGGAUGGAUCUGAGAUAUUAUUAGAAUGUAAAUUCUGACUUGUAUAAUCAUUGGAUUGUGCAUGCAUUGCAUUGUGGUUGAGAUCACUAGAUUCCAAUAA
Molecule: messenger RNA, 1227 nt
Organism: Medicago truncatula (barrel medic)
Lineage: Eukaryota; Viridiplantae; Streptophyta; Magnoliopsida; Fabales; Fabaceae
Exons: 1
Coding region: 158-946 (262 amino acids)
Source: RefSeq, a predicted model, not a curated record